AUGGAGAGGGAAGAUGGUGCAGAGCAGAACAGGAAGCGAUUGCGUGUCGAGCAGGAGACGACGACACAACCACAGGUUGUGGUCGCACAUCGAACCCAGGGCGCCCCCGUAGCCGAGCAGCCACUCCGCCUGGACCGCAGCAUUUUUGGAUUUUCGGAGAUCGAGGGCGUGCUACGCAAGGUGUCCGACUUCCUCUUCAUCCACGCCAAGACACCCGAUAUCGAGAUCGAAGCCAAGUUGGGUUUCCUGCUGGACAAAGACACAAGAGAGCGCCUCUACCUGCCCAUCAGCUGCGAGACAGAGGUCAUCAGCAGCAAUCUCACCUUCCAAUCGAGCGUUCCUGCGGAACUGUUUAAAUUAUUUAAUGACAAGCUAAACGAACGUUUCCGUGCGGCAACGCAACCGGACUACAGAGGCAAGAAGGUGACAUACGCGCAUUUUCGAGAGGUGGACAUGUUCUACCCGGGUCAAGUGCGAGUGACGUUGGACGAAGCCGGGAACGAGAAGCGGAUCAUCCGUAAGAAGCGCAUCAGCGACAUCAACUUCCACUCCCCGCAGAGUGUCAUCGACUUCCGAAUCAGCGCCUCCACGGAAGAGCACGUGGAGCGGCCGCACACGAGACCGAGCCACGAGAGACAGAAGGAGCGGAUCAGCUACCGGUUCGAGCUGUUCUCGUUCGACCUGACGAAGGUGGAGAAGCUCGACCGGCAGGGCACGAGCACGACCUACGAGAUGGAGGUCGAACUCGCGGACAUGGCCCUCGUGCGCGCCGAACGACAGAAGCUCAACAACAAACUCCCCAACGACUUUCUGGCCAUCGCUACUGGUACCCACCCCACAAUCGCACGCACACGCAUCACCGCACACGCACACGCACACGCAUCACCGCACACGCACACGCACACGCACACGCACGACUCAACAUACAUCGCCUACGACAUGGCACGGCAAUAA
Molecule: messenger RNA, 954 nt
Organism: Acanthamoeba castellanii str. Neff
Lineage: Eukaryota; Discosea; Longamoebia; Acanthamoebidae
Product: mRNA capping enzyme, beta chain, putative
Exons: 6
Coding region: 1-954 (317 amino acids)
Biological process (GO): 7-methylguanosine mRNA capping; polynucleotide 5' dephosphorylation
Cellular component (GO): mRNA capping enzyme complex
Molecular function (GO): polynucleotide 5'-phosphatase activity
Source: RefSeq, a predicted model, not a curated record